UCCGGCUCGGCUCCAUCUUGGGCCGCUACGCUGGGCACCUGUGGCGGCUGCAGGAGCAGCGCUUCCGCCGGUCUGCGCGGCCCGGGGCGGGCGAGAGGGUGAGAGGUCAGCUUCGUGCUUGCCCGUGAAGGCAGCCAUGAGAUCCAGCCGCCUGGAGCCAGGCGCCCGGGAGCCCGUCAGCCCACGCCUUCAGCCCCUGUCCCAGAGCUCCUCCAGCCUGCUGGGUGAAGGCCAGGGGCGGAGGCCAGAGCUCCGCAAGAGCGUCAGCAGCACUGUAUGGCCAGCCCAGCCGGGUGAGGCUAGCGCUGGGCCCCGGGCCCCAGAGGAGGAGAGGCCCCAGGCUGAGAGCAUGGAGCAGGCACCGGCCUCUAGCACCCGGCCACAGCCUGGGGCCGUGGCUCACUGGCGGAGCAGCACGGUGGGCAAUGUGUCUACCAUGGGUGGUGGUGACCUGUGUUGCCUACGAGACCCCAGCGCUGCCGCUGUGCAGAGGAGCCACUCGGACCUGGCCCGGAGCACCCAGACCCGGGGCCACAGCGGUGCUCGGAAGGCCAGCCUCAGCUGCUCAGCCCUGGGCAGCUCGCCUGUCCAUGGGGCUCAGCUGCAGCCUAGCGGUACUUCUGGCCAGGGCGGCCAGGCCCCUGCAGUCCUGGAAAGGGACCAGGCUGUGGAGGACGGGAUGUCAAACUCAGCCCAGACACUGGGGGAGAGUCAGGUGUGGGUGCCGCCACUAGACCUGGAAGGCACAGCGACCCGGAGCAGCAGCCCCAAAGCCACUGGGCAGCUGGCCACCACCUGCUGCCAUGCUCUGUCCCCAGCAGCUCUACUCUGUGGCAUGAGGGAGGUAGGGGCCAGCGGCUGCUGCCACGCCUUGCCUGCCCCAGGGAUCCUGACCUUUCCCAAGCUAGUGGCAUCAGUGAGUGAAUCUGGGCUGCAGGCUCAGCAUGGGGUGAAAUUCCAGUGUAGGUUGCCCGGGGGGCUUCCUGGGCAUUCCCACUGCUGUGCCCACCCUUGGGGUCCCACCGGGUUAGCCAUGGAACCUGGUGCCAGGACCAAGGAUGUGUGGACCAUGACCUCAGCCAGUGACUUGGCCCCCAUCUUGCUGUCCCCUCUGUCAGCCCAGGAUGCUGGCGUGCAAGUGGCCCCCCAGGCAGUCUGCAAGGCGGUGGCCACCAGCCCGCCUCUGGAAGCCCCUGUGGCCCUGCACACAUUCCCAGAGGUGACUGUGGGGUCCAGCCUAGAGGAGGCACCGUCCCCUGUGCGAGAUGUGCGGUGGGAUGCCGAGGGCAUGACAUGGGAGGUGUAUGGAGCUGCAGUGGACCCUGAGGUGCUUGGCGUGGCCAUCCAGAAGCACCUGGAGAUGCAGUUCGAGCAGCUGCAGCGGGCACCUGCCAGCGAGGACAGCCUGUCUGCCGAGGGCCGCAGGGGGCCACUUCGGGCCGUCAUGCAGUCCCUGCGGCACCCUAGCUGUUGUGGCUGCUCCAGUGCAGCCCCCGAGUGAGGAGCUGCAGCGCUGGGAGCUGCCCUGGGCCCAUGGACUCUGCCCCUGGGACAGUGGGGGUCCCUUGCUCUUUGGACCCACUGGCAGCCACGGACAUGUCUCUGCUGUCAGCUGCCUGCAGAUCACAGGACUGCAGCCUGGGGGCUUCCUGCCCCCUGCAGCUGGGCUGGUUUUUAAGGGCUUGAUUCCCAAGAGCCACAUCUGCACAUCCAAUGGGCUCUGAACUGUGGGACAGUUUCAGCACUGUGCACAAGAUUGAUCCUAACUUUUCUGUAAAAAUCCUUGACCUGUUCAGUCUCUGCUUAGAACUCUGCCAUAAUGAUUUCCCCUAGGUCUCUUGGUGGCUUUAUUUUUCACAGCAGUGCUGAGAUGUAGUGCAUUCCUGACAUGAGAGGUGGAGCCCUGAGUGUCAAGGGCUGCCUGGGUCUUUAGGGAAGGGGAUGGGCAUUGGCCAAGGCCUCCCGUGGGCUACACGCUGGUUCAUCCACCUUCCUUUGUGGAGUCUUCACCUCUUCCUCCGUUUUACAGAUGCAAUGACAGACAUCUGGCAGGGCUAUGCUGCCACACCCCAGGUUGGACAGUUGGGGUGGUGGGCUAAGAUCAGAACUAGGGCUGGCUGAAGCCUGGAGUGCUUUCCUAGAGCACGUAGCUGCCAUGAACAAGAACUUACUGAGCCCGUAUUCCGUGCCAGGUUCCAUGGAUUCCCUGGGGAAGGAGAUGGAGGCUGCCUGUGCCCUUGCUGAGCUCAGUGUGUGGGACGAGGGCUCUGAGCAUUACUCAGGGCCACAGGGGACUUCUAAGAGCCAGCCACUUUGUAGGUCACUGUGUC
Vicugna pacos (alpaca) is the source of this 2330-nucleotide messenger RNA. RefSeq names its product G protein regulated inducer of neurite outgrowth 2 (gene GPRIN2). Gene Ontology annotation, biological process: neuron projection development. Gene Ontology annotation, cellular component: plasma membrane. NCBI's taxonomy places the organism in Eukaryota, Metazoa, Chordata, Mammalia, Artiodactyla, Camelidae. The record is from RefSeq and is a predicted model, not a curated record.